This is a messenger RNA of Chara braunii, 10274 nucleotides long. NCBI's taxonomy places the organism in Eukaryota, Viridiplantae, Streptophyta, Charophyceae, Charales, Characeae. The record is from the annotation of a GenBank genome assembly.
AGAAGACGGCAGCAAAAGGAGGAGAACGAGGAGGAGGAGGAGGAGGAGGAGGACUAGAAAGAGGAAGAAGGAAGCUAGGAGGAAGGACUAGAAGACGUCAACAAAAGGAGGAGGAGCAGGAGGCGGAGGAGGAAGAGCAGAAAGAGGAGGGAAAGGAGGACGAGUAGUAGUAGUAGUAGUAGUAGUAGUAGGAGGAGGAGGAGGACACGAUCAAGGGCAGGAAAGCAGAGAGAAAAUAAAGUAGAAGGUGGACAGCAGAGAGUGGAUUGCAGGACGAGGAUGAUGAUCUAGAAACAUUGCGAUCGUUAAUUAGUCUGUUACUGCCGAGGGCACGUGUGGAGUUUCGUCCUCUUUAUCCAACAAUGGAUAUUACUCAUCUGAUCGACCAACACUCUUUGUACCACUGAGUGAUAGCACGUAUUUCCCAAGCAGUUCGCCUCUGCCAUUCUCUCUCUCUCUCUCUCUCUCUCUCUCUCUCUCUCUCUCUCUCUCUCUCUCUCUCUCUCUCUCUCUCUCUUUCUCUCUCUCUUUUACGGAUUGAUCGACGCUGGUUUGAUCCGCGAGGUGAUCACGAGCGGUCAGGACGGACCUGGGCAUAUCCGACCUCUGCGGAAUAGAGAUGCAUGAGGACCGCAUGUCUGACCUGAGGGGAAACUCAUCCUAGCACUACCGGUAGCACUUCUUCGCCCGUGCCGUGUGCGGUGUGCGCGGGGAAUCAGCGAUCGGCAGAGUGCGCGGUGCGCGGGGAAUCGUGCGCUUGGGGGAUCAACGGUCUGCCAUGUGCGCGGUGCAUGGGGUAUCGUGUGCGCUGGGAGUCAGCGAUCGGCAGUGUGCGCGGUGCGCGGGGUAUCGUGCGCGCGGGGGAUCGACGGCCUGACGUGUGCGCUGUGUGUGGGGUGUCGUGCGCGCGGGGAAUCAACGGUCGGCAGUGUGCGCGGUGCGCGGGGGAUCAACGUUCUGCCGUGUGCGCUGUGCGCGGGGUAUCGUGCGCGCAAGGGAUCAACGGCGGGCAGUGUGCGCGGUGCGCGGGGGAUUACCGGUCCGGUCUGUGCGCUGCGCGCGGGAUAUCGUGCGCGCACGGGAUCAGCGGUCGGCUCUGUGCGCGGGCGGGGUUGUCACAGGUAUAUUACCCUGGGGAAGCUUUCGUCUUUUCUAGAAAAGGAAAGAAAAAAUAAAAAUCUUUUCUUUUCGUGAGGGAGGGCAUACUCUCACUAGCACUAGCACCUCCUUUCUUACUUCUGGACGCAAUUGCCGCCAGAUGCAUUCUGGUCCGGCCGUAAAUGUGGACAGAUACAUUUAAUACAGUGCUACUGUGAGUACGCCCGGAAUUGCGACUGACUGUCUGCUUCUCUACAACGUUGGGAUCGUAAGUAGGGACCAAUACAGUAUCAGCGGAUGAGAGAGUGACACGUGGCAAGGGGAUAACCCAUCAGACAAGGACUCUCUCGUCUUCUUUACCUCUCUUGAUCUUCCAUCAGAAGUGCGCUCUUCCGGAUUUAGUUGAUUUGAAGAUCUUCAUGACAGUCCUGAGCCUUUUUUUUUUUAUCUCAUUAAGAAAAAGACAGAAUUUCUGACAUUAAAAUAUUACAUUAUUCUGGAAAAAAACAACGUUUUUUUUUUUUUUUUUUUUUUUUUUGGAACAACGUAAAUUUCACUGAGCUGUGUGAAGUGAAAUAUCUCAGAGAUGGCUACUUUGACAGCUCAUCAUGCUGUGGCUGUGGCCGUCGUCGACGUUCAGACGGCGGGCCAGGCGGCUGCUGGAAAGCCACAUCAUCGCCGCCGCGUGUGCAAUUGCGAUUACAUCGCUUCCAUUUCCGCUUCCGCUGCCUCUAGGCGCAUCUUGGCGGUGUCCGCGGUCGGGCGCCGACACCAGGUUCGAGCGCCCGCGGAGCUCGUCCCGGUCAGGUCGUCGCAGAAUGAGGCGGAGUCGUUGGGACCAGCUCGGCGCGCAAUGGAAAUUGGAGCAGCUUCCUCUUUUUCUUCCUCGACAGCUGGAGCACGAAAUCAGCAGUGGCGGGAAAUGUCGUCGACCGGGGUGAAGAGGCGGAAGUCUCAGAGAAGUUUCGUCGGUGCCCCGCGUGCCAUUAUGCUGAGAGAAAGACCUGUCCCGACGGAAGCAGACACGGCUGCUCGGAGAACAAAGAACGUUAAUGGGACCGCACCAAAUUCCUCGAUGGGCGUAGCCGAGAUGUCAUCACAGAUGAAGGAGUUAUUCCAACAGAUCGAUGAAGAUGGAAACCUGACUGCUCUGAUGCAAGGCUUGAGGGGAACAAACACCUAUGAUGAAUUCGCUCCAGAUGUGGAUCUUCAACUGGUUGAGGUAGAUGGAGGACAGGCCGGUGAUGAGGAUGCUCUUCCGUUGGUCUAUGAUCCCGAUCUGAUUGCCGCUUAUUGGUCGAAAAGACCCGGUGCAGUUGCAAAGAGGGUCGCGCAGCUGAUGUCCAUCGGAGGCCGCUUCCUUUUCCAACUUCUCAUGGACAUAGCCACCAACAAACUUAAGGAGAAUGAGGUGCAGAGAGUCAUUGAGCUUCGGAAUAUCGUAACAGAGCUGGGGCCUGCCUAUAUAAAACUUGGUCAGGCCUUAUCAAUACGGCCGGACUUGUUGUCACCACCUGCAAUGAUGGAGUUGCAAAAGCUUUGUGACAAGGUCACGGGUUCAACUCCAGGGAACUGUACAGAUACUGUACACAGCAUACCUCAGAUUUACCAAGACCUUGUGGGGCUGGUUGAUGAGUGGGCUCUUCGCUUUUUCGAGGAGUUGGAUUAUGUUAAAGAAGGGCUGAGCGGCAUCCGGUUCGCCGAGAGCAUGAAACUGGACCUGCCACAGGUUGUGGUUCCUUCCACGUACAUGGACUAUACGUCAAGGCGGGUACUGACAACCGGAUGGCUUGAAGGAGAGAAGUUGAGUCAAAGCUCUGCGGAUGAUGUCGGCGAAUUGGUGAACAUUGGUGUCAUCUGUUAUUUAAAGCAGACAGUGAAAAGAGAGGAAAGGGAGAGUGAGGGUGUGCUGUUUGAGAGUGUGAGGAGGGGCAAGAGGAGUGUUCGUCCAAACGUAAGGAGAGAGCGGAACCCUCUUGAGAACACUACUGACAUUCCUUCCUCCAGCAUGGCGGUCAUCACAUCUGACCAAUGGCAGGCCAUGCUGGACGCAGCAGACGAGAGUCAGAAACUGUUCUUUCAAAAACUGUAUGAUGAUGCCGUACAGAGGGAAAGGGAGGUGGAGGCAGCAACUAGAGCUACGAGUAUAGCUGCGCAGGAGGCCCUCCUACAGGUUCCGGAAGCCAAUGCUGACCGGUUCCAGGAGAGGCUAGCUGCUGCCGUCGCAGCCUUGGUCCGACUGCGGAACUUGGAAGAUCUCGAGUCCCGUGUGACAGCACUUGAGCAGCGGAACCAAGAGCUGCAGGUUAAAGUAAAUAGCCUUGAACAGUCCCAAUUGUCUGCCCCCCGCCCUCCUAACUCUCGAUCUGCUGUAAUCCCAGUCUCUCAGUCCAGCACAGCCCUCGUUCUAAGGGCCAGUGGAACUGUGGCAAGUGCAGGAACCGGUGCCAGCUCCUUGAGCGGCAGCACCGACAGUUCUGCACUGGUCACAGUCCCAAAUGCCGGGACUUCAGCCCAAAACGCCGCAGUUCUUACUGGCGUUCAGUACAACGGUCCCAUGGUGGACAAGCGGGCGGCCACGCUGCCGUCCAAGUACGACGGGAAGGUUGACAUCACCUCUUGGAUUAGUUCCAUGAGGUCAUACUUCGAGGUCAUGCGGACACCGCAAGAGGACCGAAGUAUGAUCAUGGGGACUAAUACCAAGCCUGCCGUACGCAACCACAUUGAGCUCCAAGCUGUUGCUGCAGGCUAUGAGCGCAUAGACCUGACUGUAUGGCUGAAGGUUACCCCUGUCCGCGCUCUUGAAGACCUUCUCCAUGACCGGUAUCAGGAUAAACGCGCUGCGCUCAAGGCUAGGCUGAAGCUUGAGGCCCUCAAAGGCCAAACAUGGAGGUCAUCCAUGCAAGCUUUAGAACAGCACUUGACAGGUCUAUUCACCACUCCGGAUCUGGGAAUGACUGACGUAUCUUGUAUGGAUGUAGUCAUGGGAGUGGCCCCUAAAGAUUACCUCUCCCUGCUAGCACUCAAGGACCAUGCCACCUGGCGAGAGCUCAUGAAGGACCUAGUCGACCUAGAGGCCAAGGACCUCGCCAGGCGCAAGAAGGCGCCCGCUGCAGGUGGGAAACCACAACGCAAGCGGUUUGGAAGCAGCAACCAGCUUGCACUGCAUGAUCAUCGGGAGGCUGAAGAUCAGUCCUAUGCGGAUGAUCUGUCUCUAGAUGACGAUCUAGAACCGGACUCCGAUACGGGCUGUGUGCACAUCACCUUUGACAAAGAUCGCACUGUCACACAUGAGCUAAACUUUUAUGUCUUCGACAAGUGUCCGUUCGACGCGGUCAUUGGCUUGGGCUGGCUAAGAGCUCAUUGCCUAAGGACCACAUGGGCGGACAAUCAGUUCGUGGUUCUCGAUGCCGAGGGGAACGAGCGUACCGUCUUACUAGACGAGACGCGCGAGUCCCCUGUGACUCUUCUAAGUGAAAACAAAUUCUGCAGGUCAGUGCGCAGGCGCAAGGAGGCUGAGUUUGUACAUGUAGCUCUUGUAAAACCUUUCCAUGUGCCUUCUACUUUUGCUGCAUUUUCUUCUUCUGAAGGUAACUCUACUUCUUCUACUUCUGUUCCACCUACUUCUGCUGUAAAUAAUCAAUCUAAUUCUGAUCCCAAUGCCUCAAAACUAGUUGUGAUUGCUGUAAAUUCCCAAUCUGAUUUUCUCUCGCCUGAUGAGGAUGAUCCUCCACCCGAAAUCCCAGCAAACAUUCGCCUCCUAUUAGAUCAAUUCCCGGAAGUGUUGGCUGAACCGCGCGGAGUUCCCGAGCGUCCAGUCAAGCACAAAAUCGAGAUAAUAGAAGGGAGUGUUCCUCCAAAGGGCUGUGUCUAUCGUAUGGGACAAGGCGAGUUGGAGGAGCUGCGGAGACAGAUCGAUGACAUGAUUGACCGUGGAUGGAUUAGGCCUAGUGAGUUUGAGUUUGGUGCCCCUGUCCUGUUUGUACCGAAGAAAGGAGGCAAGCUCCGAAUGUGCAUCGACUAUCGUGGCUUGAAUCGGAUCACUAGAAAGAAUGCGUACCCUUUGCCUCGCAUAGAUGAUCUGUUGGAUGCGGCCGGUGGUUGCAAGGUCUUCUCCAAAAUUGACCUCAAGUCUAGCUACCACCAGAUUGAAGUCGAUCCGAGUGACCAGCACAAAACUGCGUUCAAGACACGCGAUGGGCUGUACGAAUUUAUCGUUAUGCCCUUCGGCCUUACGAACGCACCAACCACAUUUCAGUCCCUCAUGGACAAGGUACUCCGCCACCAACUUAACAGGUUUGUGGUUGUGUAUCUUGAUGACAUUCUGAUUUUCAGCAAGUCCAUGGAGGAGCACGUCAAGCAGCUUGAGGUCUUGCAAGUCCUCAAAGAUGCUCAAUUGCACCUCAACUUGGAGAAAUAUGAGUUUGGCAGGGACAACGUAAUCUAUCUUGGGCACCGGUUGUCUGUGAGCGGCCUUGAGCCGGAGGCAACUGCACUCAGACUCGUCUACUCAGAUCAUCAGACCUUGCAGUGGAUUAAGACACAAACCGAUCUUUCUCCAACGCUGACCCGCUGGUUGCAUGAUAUUGAUGUCUUCGACUUUGAAUUGAAGCAUAAGAAAGGUUGCUAUAAUCGUGUUGCUGAUGCUCUAUCGCGCCAUCCUGAGUAUUUGACUUGCCUAGUGGAUUCGUACGACCUCUGCAGGAAACUGAAGGAGGAUCUGAUCGAACACACCGCCAAGGAUCCGGACCUUAGUCCCAUCCUUGAGCAACUCAAGGCUGACCCCAACAGCCAGCCUGAUUUUCAUGAAUGCGAUGGUCUUGUAUUCCGCCGGUACGGGAAAUUUGAUCGCUUGUGUGUUCCUAACCAUGCGCCUCUCCAGACUCAUUUCUUGGAUUUGGCACAUGGUCGGAGUGGGCAUUUCGGCUUUGAGAAGACUUAUGGAAGUCUUCUCCAGCAGUUUGAUUGGCCGGGAAUGAAGGGAUCUGCUCAGAAAUUUAUUGCUGAGUGUCAAGUCUGUCAGAAGGUGAGUACGACAGGGAAUUCACAAGUCAUGGCCAUUGUGGAUCGCUUCUCUAAAUUUCUGAAUCUGAUUCCUCUACCUCCUCAUGCACCGACUGAACUGGUGAUCGAAGAGUUUCACCAGCAGUACAUUCUGCAGUAUGGCCCCCCGAAAACUCUUGUGAGCGAUCGGGACACCAGAUUCAUCAGCAAGGAUUGGAAGGACUUCACUGCCCAGAUCUAUGACAUCAAACUGAACAUGACUUCUGGUCGACACCCCGAAGCCAAUGGAUUGGCUGAGGAAAUCAACCAGACUGUCACCCAGCUGCUGCGCGCAUUGAUUGUGCCAGAUCAGAACACAUGGGAUAAAGACUUGCAUAAAGUAAAGGGGCUGUACAACAACUCCAUCCAUUCUGCAACCGGUGUGACACCAAACCAGUUGCAGUAUGGAUGGUCAAUGCGCAAUCCCCUCUCCUACCUGUUCCCAGAACGGUCACCUGGUCUGAUGCCCCGCAUGCCUGGCUACAAUGCCAAGUACGCACGCUUGCUCAAAGCUGUGACCGCAGCCAUGAACAAGGGCCAGCAUGCCAUGAUCAAACAUGCUAAUAAGAUGCGCAGAGAAGAGAAAUUCAAAGUAGGAGAUUAUGUCUGGGUCAAAAUGUCUGAAUUUUCUGAUGAAGAGGGCGUUUCACGGAAGCUUCUCCCACUAUACUACGGCCCUUGGCAGAUUCUGAAAGUGAUUGGGGAUGAUUUCGGUCCUUCGUAUGUGGUUGACGUGCCGCCUCAUCUGCGCACGUACCCAGUCUUCCAUGCCUCCAAACUGUUUCCGCACAUUGAUGAUGAGACUUUUCCCUUCCGAGACCCUAUGAUACCUCGCCCUAUUGAUGGUGGCCAUGAGAUCGACAGAAUCGUUUCUCACGAAGGGAGAGCGAGGAACAGACAAUAUAAAGUUCACUUCCUCUAUCACCCGUUGAAUGAAUUUUUCUGGAUCGACCGGAAAGAGCUGCUGAAGAGUGCGCCACGUGUUCUUCUGGACACUGGAUUCUUCCAUGCCGACCCUCAUCCGGGAAACUUGAUACGCACACCAGAUGGACGCCUGGCAGUGCUGGACUUCGGUUUGAUGACACAGAUUACCGAUGAUCAGAAGUACGGAAUCAUUGAGGCAAUGGCUCACCUUAUCCACCGGGAUUAUGUGGCGAUCCUCGACGAUUUUGUGAUGCUCGGUUUCUUGUCUCCUGAUGUGGACUAUACUCCCCUUCUCCCGGUCAUCGAGAAAGUUUUUGAGCAAGCGCUAGGCGGUGGAGGAGCCAAGAGCAUCAACUUCCAGCGUUUGCUGACAGAUGAGAAUCCUCGUCUACGAGCGGCACUUCGAUACACCGUAUACGGGAAGUCAAAUGUGUUCGAUGUAGAUCGCUUUGUGGACAUUCUUCAGGCCUUUGAGAAUUUCACGCUCAUUGCGGGGACAGGAAGCGGAGAUGCAGGACCAACAGGCCGAUUCGCCGAGAUGGCAAACCUGUCAACAUAUGCUGGCGAUGGACCCACUUUCCUCAAUGGGAGUUCAAGAACAUCCAGUUCUAAUGCCCUGGGAACGCUAGUGAACGGAGUGUCGUCAUCCUGGGUGCGUGCUCUUGGACCCCUUGGAUUGGUCUUGCCAGAUCCUAGGGGAAUGGCACCGAUGAUGCUGCAGUCAUCACCCAUCGUGGAAAUACUUCCAAAGGGUCAGCAGAGGACAAGAAUCGCGCUUGGUUUUCUGUUAUCUCCACAAGGAGAGUUCUUCCGCGAGUUCAUCCUCGAUGAACUGGUAAAGAGCAUUGAUGCAGUCUCAAGAGACCGUCUGGCCAAGCUAGUGUCCGUGUUUGGCAUGGAGGCCGUUAUCUUCCCCUUCCGACUUCCCGGAGCUGUUCGGCCUCUUACUCUUUCCCCGAGCCUUACAGAAGAGGACCGCAAAGUGGUCGAUAACGUAAAGAAGAUUCUUGAAUUCUUCGCAGCGGGAACCCCUCUUGAAGACAGACUCGCAAGGGCACAGGGGAUGCAGGCACUGAUGCAAGUUGCGCGGGACUUAUUGCCAUUUCUUCCGAACGUGGCGACCCAGAUCGUCCCCGAGGUGAUGAACCGCUUGUUCGGCAGAAUAAUGGCUAGAUUCAUCCGCGAUAACUUCCUUGAAACGGCGAGAUAGCUCAUCUUAUUCAUUCAAAGGAGGAAAUUACCUUUUCACCAUUUUCAGUGAGAAGCCCCUGAAGUUUCGUUGAACCUUCGGUGAUUGGAAGAUUGGGAGAGAGUAGACGCAAGCUCUAGCACACAACCUUUUUCAAUGCAAGGCACACAGCACAUUGUGGUGGCCUGCAAAGGAGGAGGAGCCUCUACUUCUCUGUCCUGUUACGUGCUGUAUGUUCCAGCAUUAACCUCUGUCUCAGGCUGGCGAGGACGGUCAAUCGUGUCGACAGUCAAAUGCCAGCUGAGAAACUCUACUUCAAAUGGGUGGUAGGUAAUACAGUCCAUGCUCACAAGUCACAACUUCGCAGGUGGAUCUUCUAAUUUGUUCUUCUAUUCUCUCUCAUUUGUUUCACUUACUCUCUCUGUUUUUUUUUGUUUUUUUUUUGUAUCUGAUUAUUAAAUCAUUAUUUUUAUUUAAGACUCUGGUUAGCAGCAGUUUUUGUAAGAUAAGUCGACAAUCUCAGGAUUAUUACAACGAUUUCACCAAAGGAUGUUUUUUAACUUUUUGACAGUUUUUCACAGUUCUUUGAACGCUUUCACCUUUUUUUUCCCUAAAAUUUGUAGAUGUUUUUGGCGGACUUUUAGUAUAACAACAGCAUCUUAAGGAUGGAAGGAGCAUCUUAAGGAUGGAAGGAGGAAAGGACCAAAGAGCUGUGUCACGUCGAGUUUUUGGCAAAGCGGAAAGAGAAGGAGAAGGAUAGGUGACUGGGGUGGACCUGAACGUGAAGUCAUGGCAAGUUGCGGGGCCGUUGAAGGGGGCUGCGCCACGAUAAAGAAGGGGGCGGCAUGUUAUUAUAGGGAAAGAGCAAAGCAUGUCACAGGUUAAUUGAGCGGCAAGGAAAUUUCUUUGUCACAUCUGAAUGUAAAAGUGUCACAGAGUGGGACAAAGGAGGGAAGCAUAUACUUGUCACACAUCGGGUAGGAUCGGAUCAAAUAGGAAAGGACAGUAUAGGGUAAGGUGGAAAGCAUAGUACAGGGUAGGAUAUAAAGGGAUAGAAUAGCAUAGAAUACAGGGAGAAAGUAUGGGAUGGGAUAGCAUACAGGGUAGGGAAAGAUAGGAUAGGAAUAGGAUAGAAUUCGAUAAAGUAGGAUACAAAAGGGUAGGACAGGGUAGGAUAGGAUAGAAUACAAGGAGAAAGGAUGGGAUGGGAUAGAAUAGGAUAGAAUACAGGGAGAAAGGAUGGGAUGGGAUAGAAUACAAGGAGAAAGGAUGGGAUGGGAUAGAAUACGGGGAGAAAGGAUUGGAUGGGAUGAAAUUUAGGGUAAGGAAAGACAGGAUCAGAAUAGGAGAGGAAUAUGAUAGAAUAGGGUAGAAUACGAUAGAAAACGAUAAGAUAGGAUAGGAUAGAAUAGGGUAGGAUAUAAUAGAAUAGGAUAGGAUAGGAUAGGAUAGGAUAGGAGAAAGAACGGAUGGGAGAAAAUAUAGGGAGAAAGGAUUGGAUGGGAUACAAUACAGGGUAGGGAAAGACCAGGAUAGGGAUAGGAUAGAAUUGGGUAGAAUAAGAUGGAAUAGGAUAGAAUGAGAUACAGGAAGAAAGGAUGGGAUGGGAGAGAAUACAGGGCAGGGAGAGAGAGGAUAAAAGCAGGAUAGACUCAGGGAUAGACUUAGGAUAGACUCUAUAUAGAAUAGGAUAGGAUCAAGAUAGAGUAGGAUAGGAUCAAGAUAGAAUCAGGAUAAAAUAGGAGAGAAUACCAUGGCACGCCAAUAGGCCUUUUCUGGUACCCUUUUCUUUGCCUUUCAAGGAAAUUUCUCCUACAUUUGUGUGAAGAAUGAUGAGAAGGAGAGGUGAAGCGGAAACAACUACAGAAAGCGGAUGAAGAAAGUUUGGGAUCCUACGGUAAUUAGCACCAUAUGACAUGAACAAUAUAGACCUGGCAAUAUAGAUCAUAUGUGGACACUACCAGAUGUUGAUAUUUCUAUGCCUGUAUAUCCGGAACUGAAAUAAAUUCCUUAAGUGCUU